Suncus etruscus (white-toothed pygmy shrew) is the source of this 1844-nucleotide messenger RNA. RefSeq names its product Fli-1 proto-oncogene, ETS transcription factor (gene FLI1). Lineage: Eukaryota; Metazoa; Chordata; Mammalia; Eulipotyphla; Soricidae. Gene Ontology annotation, biological process: cell differentiation; regulation of transcription by RNA polymerase II. The record is from RefSeq and is a predicted model, not a curated record. Bases 79 to 1341 code for a protein of 420 amino acids. Gene Ontology annotation, cellular component: nucleus. Gene Ontology annotation, molecular function: DNA-binding transcription factor activity, RNA polymerase II-specific; sequence-specific DNA binding. The transcript is spliced from 9 exons.
GCUCUGUCGGUGGUGAGCGACGACCAGUCCCUCUUCGACUCGGCCUACGGCACGGCCGCCCACCUGCCGAAGGCCGACAUGACUGCCUCAGGGAGCCCUGACUACGGGCAGCCCCACAAGAUCAACCCUCUGCCUCCACAGCAGGAGUGGGUCAGCCAGCCAGUGCGGGCGAGCGUGAAGCGCGAGUACGACCACAUGAAUGGAUCCAGGGAGUCCCCCGUGAACUGCAGUGUGAGCAAAUGCAGCAAGCUGGUGGGGACAGGCGAGUCCAACACCAUGAACUACAACAGCUACAUGGAUGAGAAGAAUGGCCCACCUCCUCCCAACAUGACCACCAACGAGAGGAGGGUCAUCGUCCCCGCAGACCCCACGCUGUGGACGCAGGAGCAUGUGCGCCAGUGGCUGGACUGGGCCAUCAAGGAGUACGGCUUGGUGGAUAUCGACACGUCCUUCUUCCAGAACAUGGAUGGCAAGGAGCUGUGUAAGCUCAGCCAAGAGGACUUCCUGCGCUCCACAUCCAUCUACAACACCGAAGUGCUGCUGUCGCACCUCAGCUACCUCAGGGAAAGUUCACUGCUGGCCUAUAACACAACCUCCUCUCACACAGACCAGUCCUCACGCCUGAGUGUUAAAGAAGACCCUUCUUAUGACUCAGUCAGGAGAUCCAGCUGGAGCAGCAACAUGAAUUCUGGCCUCAACAAAAGUCCCCCCCUGGCAGGAGCCCAGACCAUGAGUAAGAACACUGAACAGCGGCCCCAACCAGAUCCCUACCAGAUCCUGGGUCCCACCAGCAGCCGCCUCGCUAACCCUGGAAGUGGGCAGAUUCAGCUGUGGCAAUUUCUCCUGGAACUGCUCUCAGAUAGUGCUAAUGCCAGCUGCAUCACCUGGGAAGGCACCAAUGGUGAGUUCAAGAUGACGGACCCCGACGAGGUGGCCAGGCGCUGGGGGGAGCGGAAGAGCAAGCCCAACAUGAAUUAUGACAAGCUGAGCCGGGCGCUCCGAUACUACUACGAUAAAAACAUUAUGACUAAGGUGCAUGGCAAAAGGUAUGCCUACAAAUUUGACUUUCAUGGCAUUGCUCAGGCCCUGCAGCCACAUCCCACUGAGUCUUCCAUGUACAAGUACCCAUCUGAUAUCACCUACAUGCCUUCGUACCACGCCCACCAGCAGAAGAUGAACUUCGUGCCCCCUCACCCGUCCUCCAUGCCUGUCACUUCCUCCAGCUUCUUCGGGGCAGCGUCUCAAUACUGGACCUCCCCCACAGCGGGUAUCUACCCAAACCCCAAUGCUCCCCGCCAUCCUAACACCCACAUGCCUUCCCACUUAGGCAGCUACUACUAGAAGCUUCAACCUCAGUGGUUUUCCCACUGAUAUCCCCCAUCCCCCUGGAGGACUCAUGAAACCCCAAAGGGAAACAAAGCAAAACUGGAUGAUCUUUCUUUGGGGAUAGAAACUUUGUAUUUGUGCUUUAACAAAAAUUCCUUUUGUGUGUGUGGGAUGGGGGAUAAGUGUUGAUGACUUCUGCUCACUCUGCUUUCAACAGAGACAGAUAAUUUCUUGGGCCAGUACAUCAAGUUGGAGUCUUGGGCAUUUACAAGUUAACUAUUUUAGUUACUGGAAUGCUGGUAGCAUAAAUCUGAGGGGAAACUGUGCCGUGUGUGUGUGUGUGUGUGUGUGUGUGUGUGUGUGUGUGUGUGUGUGUGUGUUGAGCCCACACAGUUUCCUUAACACCCCUAGAUCUAUUGUGGACCUUGAAAAGAGCAGUGAGUCAAGAGGAAAGGACUUCAUCAUUUGAGUUUUGGUUUGAGAGUUAGUGAAAAUAGAGGCAGGAAGAUGAUAAUCUU